UGUGCAUACAAUCUAAUUUUGUUUGUUUUUCUUCCAAGAUGCAUCCUGUACUAAAAGCCUUUUUUUGUGGUUCAAUCAGUGGAACCUGCUCCACCCUGCUCUUCCAGCCUCUUGACUUGCUUAAAACUAGGAUGCAGACUUUGCAGUCAACUGUCAGUGGAUCAGGUCGUAUUAAGAUGAUACCUCUACUCUUCAAACUCGCUCAUACAGAAAGCAUAUUUGGGCUGUGGAAAGGUGCUUCUCCCUCCUUUGCACGAUGCAUUCCAGGAGUUGGGAUUUACUUCAGCACCUUAUAUAUGAUAAAACAUCAUUUUUUCUGGGAACGCUCUCCUACUGCUUUGGAAUCAGUUCUUUUGGGUGCAACUUCACGAACUGUAGCUGUUAUUUGUAUGUUACCCAUCACAGUAGUAAAAACACGAUAUGAGAGUGGAAAAUACAGCUAUGAAAGUGUGUAUGGAGCCUUGAGAAAUAUCUAUCGGUCAGAAGGAGCCCGGGGUUUGUUUAGUGGCCUGUCAGCAACACUUCUUCGUGACGCCCCUUUUUCUGGCAUCUAUCUGAUGUUCUAUACACAGACCCAAAAGCUUGCAUCCUAUGGCCAACUAGAUACAACCGUUGCACCACUUAUGAACUUUGGUUGUGGAACUGUGGCUGGGAUUCUGGCCUCAUUAGCUACUCAGCCUGCUGAUGUCAUCAAAACACACAUGCAACUGUCAUCUGAAAAAUACCUUCAGACUCGCCAGACCAUUGCCUUAAUAUUUAGGACUUAUGGACUGGCUGGCUUUUUCCAUGGUGCUGUUCCACGAGCUUUGCGGCGCACCCUGAUGGCAGCAAUGGCAUGGACUGUCUAUGAACAAAUGAUGGCUAAGAUGGGUUUAAAAUCCUAAGGGAUAUGGCAAGAAACAAUCGUUCUACCUUUAUUUGUCCACUUACUGUGAUUGUUUGGUGAGGCUUGUGUUUGGAGUAGUCCUAUGUGGAAAGUCCCUUGCUUAGGCAGAUUUUAUCAAUUUUAUCAAUUACUGAAUUCCAAAACAGUGCCUCAGAAUCUUUAGAAAUAUGAGUGAAUGGAGUAGAAUAAUGUGACAGCAUAGGGGA
Molecule: messenger RNA, 1092 nt
Organism: Notechis scutatus (mainland tiger snake)
Lineage: Eukaryota; Metazoa; Chordata; Lepidosauria; Squamata; Elapidae
Source: RefSeq, a predicted model, not a curated record